AUGGGGCAUUCUCUUGCGCAGGCUCCAGCGGGCUCUCCGGCAAAGUCAUCGGCGGCAACACCCAUAAGGUCGCCGGUUCCAACCCCAGCGAAAACACCCACUUCAUCUGCAUCUCCAGCGCCCUCGCCUGUGGCUUCGUUCCCUGCUAUUGCACCUUCUUCUGCCCCUUCUUCCCCAGCCGGAGCUCCCACAACAGAUUCUUUUUCCCCUGCUCCCUCUGUUCAAUCCCCAACCCCAUCAUCUUCAGAUGGCACCAUUCCUUCUGCCGCCUCUGCUACCUUCGUUCAGAAAAUGAGCGUCUUUGGAGCUGCUUUGCUCGGAGGUGCCGCUUUUCUUGUGUAA
Molecule: messenger RNA, 342 nt
Organism: Cryptomeria japonica (Japanese cedar)
Lineage: Eukaryota; Viridiplantae; Streptophyta; Pinopsida; Cupressales; Cupressaceae
Product: early nodulin-like protein 18
Exons: 1
Coding region: 1-342 (113 amino acids)
Source: RefSeq, a predicted model, not a curated record